GAAGGACUCACGGCUCUAUUUCAUUCUAAUCACGUCACCACGUAUAAAUAAAGCCUUCCUCCUUAAUAAAUAAUUCCUCUUAUAACUUUCGUCUAGCCCUCAAGGUUAAUAUCUGAAGUUGUUAUUAUGAAAUGUACGAAAUAGUAUAGACAAGAAACGGUGCGGACGCUUCUUAGUAAAACUUUGGGUGAAGAAAAUUAUGGGUGAAAAGUUGUAAAUACUUUGUUUUACCUAUAAAACUGAUAAGAUAUUUUGGAAUAAACUCGUACAUUAUUUAAGUUUUAUUGUAAACUAGAAACCAAGUUACUUUGUGACUGUGAAUGUGACUUGCUCAAGUCAUCUCCGGUAUUUAUCGUCAUGACGAGGCAAAUCCAUCUACUGCUUACUCUCUUUGUCCUCAAUUUUGUUCCAGAGAAAAUCCUGGGCUUAUCCUUGACAUCGGUGCGCAUAGAACGACACACGCUGGUUGGAAACUCAUCUAUCCUUGAGUGUUAUUACGACCUUCAGGGGGAACCUCUCUACUCCGUCAAGUGGUACAAGGAUGGGAACGAGUUUUUCCGUUUCCUCCCCAAGGACAAUCCGCCAAAGCAAGUUUUUCCACUCAAUGGCGUCGAAGUAGAUGUGGAUAGCUCAAACGCCACUCAGGUUCGCCUGAUCAGACUGUCGCUAUCCAGCACAGGUAGAUAUCGCUGUGAGGUAUCUGCCGAGGCUCCUUCCUUCCAGACAGUGUCUGACCAUGGCGAUAUGAUGACAGUGGCGAUACCAAGAGAAGGACCCCGUAUCAGUGGAGGAAGGGCGCGUUAUCAGCUUGGAGAUACUGUCAGAGUCAACUGCACCUCUGGGCCUUCCAAACCAGUGGCUCAACUCACAUGGUACAUCAAUGGUGAACAGGCCAACCAAUCAUACGUGUUCGGUCCCAUCCGACGGCCGAACAAAGGGUACGAGACGGCUACGCUGGGCCUGGAGUUCCGGGUGGAGCAACGCCACUUCAAGCGUGGAGACCUGAAGCUCAAGUGUCUUGCCACCAUCGCCACUGUGUACUGGCGCACCAAUGAAGAGAGCGUGGAAGGCGACAAGCCACACAAGUCGCCCGCUCUCGAGAUGAAAGACACGGACAAGUCUGUAGCUGAUAGAGUACACGCCUCUACCGGAUGUUCGACGUACCCGGGGAACGUCGUGUGCCUCAUCCUGGUGCGAACAUUGGUGACAUUCGCCGUCACCUCCAGCAGAUAACCAGAUCACCCAAUUCUCUUCUAAAGACUUCUACCAACAACUUCCCUUCUCAUUUAUAUGGGUUAUUUUGUAUCUACAUUCUGUAGUUGAUAUACCUAUUUGGCUUAGUGAAGUGUACAUAUAUUGAACAUCGCAUUUAAAGUAUUAUUUAUACUGAAGCAAGUGAUUGUUGAUAUAAUUUUAUCUUUUAAAUAUUAAAUAUAACUAUAAUAAUUAGGAUUUUUCAUGUACCGAAGAUACUUAUGCUUCCUGAGUGUGACUGCGAUAGAAAUUCCAAAGAUUUAAGUUCAGAUUAUUGUUCUGAAUGAAAUGUACAUAGUUUUAAAUGCAUUGCAAGUAAUAGAAAAUUUAACCAGACAUCAUAAUGCUCAUAAGCUCUCCCCUAAGCUUGGCCUUUCAGUUAGUAUGAUACGAGUAUAUUUGAAUUAAAAACGUCAACUUGCCAUAUUUAUGAUAUAUUUGUUGGUUGAAACGCAAUAAAGUUUCGUACUGAUGUAAAACCUAAAAAUAAUUCUUACACUAUUGGUUCAUUUUAACUUUGUACAUACUUGUAGGUUGUGAUUCUUAAUGUUGGUGUUUAGAUAAGAAUAAUGAAAAUAUGUAAAUCUAUUAUGAAAGAAAUUAAUGAAAGUGGAAAACAGCUUAACUUUAUACUUAGGCCUAUACAUAUCAUUCUCAUAAUUUAAGUUUGAUUUUGAAAAAAAGUUUUAAGAAUAACAUUUGCUACCCCCUGUAAAUACGUAGUCUGGUCUACAAUGCUAUUAAUUGUAUCUAUGUAAAACUACUGAUUAAACAUAUUUUAUUAAUGUA
Homalodisca vitripennis (glassy-winged sharpshooter) is the source of this 2043-nucleotide messenger RNA. RefSeq lists its product as uncharacterized. Lineage: Eukaryota; Metazoa; Arthropoda; Insecta; Hemiptera; Cicadellidae. The coding region runs from base 358 to 1233 and encodes 291 amino acids. The record is from RefSeq and is a predicted model, not a curated record. The transcript is spliced from 6 exons.